CCUCCCCCAAAGCAACCUUCGACCUCUUCUUUUUUUGCGGAUCGACAGCAUUCUUGUCCCGUCGACCCGGUCAUUCUCGCGGCAAGAUCGUUUCCUGGAUGCAUCGACGAUAAUGCGACAGUGAGUGGCGUCCCUCGGGACAGCACUCUUAUCCAUCGACCGCCAUGGGUGAUAAAGCCCAGUAUGACCACCUGCCCAUCCCUACCUACGAGGAGGCCACCUCGUCUCGUCCUGCUUCCUCCCAAUCCAGACUCGGCCCAGAAGAAAUCAGUGACGAUGCUGAGAGGCAAGGCCUUCUGGGGUCCUUCGGGAACUAUCACCCUCCGACCGUCGAGUCUGCGCGGCCGAGCCUCGAUUCCCUCGACGGUAUCGAGCAAGAUGGGGAAGACGAGGUACGCAGAGAAAUGCAGCAGAUGGACGUGGAAGACCCUCAGAGCGACUCCUCCCACCGCUCGCUCCUUCGAUAUCGCCUGUCCAAGAGUUUCUCGAACCUGACCAACUCAUUCUCCUCCCUAAGCCUCCCUUCCUUUCGCCAAUACCUCUCCAACAUUUCAUGGCCGCGCAUAAACUAUCAACAAUUCGAUGCGAAUCGCGUCGUCAUCAUCGGGCGACUGUUUGGUGUUUUCUUGAUCAUGGGUGUUCUCUAUGUACUUAUAGCGUCGGACGUUCUGUCAUUUACAAAGAACCGCAUGGGGAUGGGCCAGAUAUACGACCCUGAGUCUAUCAGAAUAUUUGUACAGAACCAUAUGAACGAUCAUGGACACAUGCAGAAAUAUCUCGAGCACAUCACUGACUUCCCCCACGUUGCGGGGACCGAGGGCAAUUAUGUACUGGGAGAAUGGGUGGCUGAGCUUUUCAAAGCAGGCGAAUUGGAAGAGGUGGAAAUGGAGAGAUACGAUGUUUACAUGAACUAUCCACGAAAAGAUGGGAGAAGAGUGGCCAUUGUCGAGCCAGACAGCAUGAAAUGGGAGGCCAAAAUCGAGGAAGAUCGAGAGAAGUCGUUGGUCUUUCAUGGCCAUUCAAAGUCGGGCAAUGUGACCGGUCCCCUGAUAUAUGCAAACUUUGGGUCGAAGGAGGAUUUCAAAACGCUCGAAGACAACAACAUAUCCGUUAAGGAUGCCGUUGUACUCGUUCGCUACUAUGGCUCCCAGGGAGACCGAGCGCUGAAAGUCAAAGCUGCAGAACUUGCCGGUGCUGCAGGAUGUAUCAUCUACUCUGACCCGGCGCAAGACGGCUUUGUCCAGGGACCGACUUUUCCAGACGGACGAUUCAUGCCUCAAGAUGCGGUACAGAGAGGCGCGGUCAGCCUCAUGUCCUGGGUUGUUGGAGAUGUCCUCACUCCCGGAUGGGCUUCAACGCCAGAUAACAAGAAACACCUGAAACCCGCAGAGAGCGCCGGCCUCAACAAAAUCCCUUCCAUCCCCAUCUCCUGGGAGGACGCGAAGCACUUACUCGAAUCGCUCAAAGGUCACGGCAAUCAGAUGAAGGAUGAUUGGCAAGGAGUGCCUGACUUUGAAUAUUGGACGGGAAGCCCAGACUCUCCAAAAGUCAACCUCCAGAAUUUCCAAGAUGAAGAGGUGAAGCAGCCUAUCUACAACGUGUUGGGCAAGAUUACAGGCUGGGAGCAACCCGAGAAGAAGAUCGUAGUCGGAAACCACCGUGAUGCAUGGUGCACCGGCGCCGCCGAUCCCGGUAGCGGUACCGCCGUCAUGCUCGAAGUUGUGCGGAUUUUUGGUGAACUGCGUCGACUGGGUUGGCGGCCUCUUCGCACCAUCGAAUUCGCUAGCUGGGACGGGGAGGAAUACAACCUGAUCGGCAGUACCGAGUACGUCGAGAAUCGGGAGAAUCAGCUGCGCGAGGAUGGAAUUGCCUACCUCAACGUCGACGUUGGGGUGACAGGAGCCGAUUUCCACGCCGCCGCCUCUCCCCUUUAUGAACGACCCCUACUGCAUGUAAUCAACCGCGUCAGUGAUCCCUCCACAGGCAAAUCCAUCCGCGAACUCUGGGACGCAGAUAGCCGGAGGAUUGAAGGCCUCGGCGCAGGAAGCGACUUCGUCGCCUUUCAAGACAUCGUGGGCACCUCGUCGGUUGAUAUGUACUUCAAAGGUGCCAGGUUCCCCUACCACUCCUGUUACGAUAACUUCGAGUGGAUGGCCAAGUUCGGUGAUCCAGACUGGACAUAUCACAAGGCCAUGGGUGAGAUCUGGUCGCUCCUGAUUCUCGAGUUGGCCGACAGACCACUUCUCCCGUUCGAUAUCAGCGCAUACGCCCGGGCUAUUGCGCGAUAUAUCGAUGACCUUAACGCCUAUGCGAAGUCUUCACCCACAGCAUCUGACACGAAUACUCUUGACCUCUCUUCUUUGCGGAAGGCAUCGGACAUCCUUGCUCAGGAGGCGCUGCGCUUCCACACCUUCGACGCAUCCUGGCGUGACUUCAUUUUUGGUUCGGGAGGUUUCGAAUCUUCGGCAAUGGGGACCGCCCGCUUGGACCACAACAAUCGUCUCACACAUUUCGAGACGGAUCUUCUCGACCUGACCGAAGGCGGUGGGUUGGUCAACCGAACGCAGUUUAAACAUGUCAUAUUUGCUCCACAGCUGUGGAGUGGAUAUGACGACGCGACGUUCCCCAGUGUGAGAGACGCCGUCGAUGUCGGGGACUGGGAGGUGGCGCAAGCCGAGGUGGAGAAAGUGGCGGGCAUAUUGGAACAAGCGGCCGGGAAGCUGAAUUCAUGAGACGUGUAAAUGGGACGUGUAAAGAGCAGGGAAGGAGGAACCAAUCAAUCUCUUUGAUCUCGAGGCAGCGCACUGGCUGACACAGGACUCACCGGUCAAAAGCUUUGCCCAGGGAUUGUUUUUGCCCUUUUCGACAGGACCAGCGGGAUGGGACCAUGUUUUGCUAUUGUUCUGUCCCCUUUUUCUUUGUGGCUAUUGCGAGGAAAGGGGCCAAAAGAGAGCACGGCGUACGGUGGAGGGUGAUAAGCGCGCCUCGGAACGAAGCUGCCACUGCUCAGCGUCGGUGUCUCUUUGUAUGUCAGUGUCUUGAAGUAGCGGGGGCACUGGUCUGCGACUUAGACAUGAGCGGCUUGGACUCCCCACGAGACAUGCAGAGACCGGGAAUCAGCGGCUCCGGCAAGCUCGUCCAUACCGAUCAGGAUUUCUCCUAUGGAUAUAUGUUUCUACAGCCUUGCGAUUGAAUAUAUGCUUUGGGACUUUUUUCA
Messenger RNA from Cladophialophora immunda, 3217 nucleotides. RefSeq lists its product as uncharacterized. The transcript has a single exon. Lineage: Eukaryota; Fungi; Ascomycota; Eurotiomycetes; Chaetothyriales; Herpotrichiellaceae. Bases 165 to 2732 code for a protein of 855 amino acids. Gene Ontology annotation, molecular function: carboxypeptidase activity. The record is from RefSeq and is a predicted model, not a curated record.